GUGGGCAGGCCGGAUGCUAAUUUGGUUCAAUUCCCUGCAGAGUGAUUUUAAGCUUCACAUGUAUCGCAGUGCUACGGGUGGAGGCGCCUCUGUCCUACAAACUUUAUGGAUUCCGCUACAAACCUGUAAUUUUGAAAUACGCUCUGUAUUUGGCGUUUAAAGGCCAUUUCAUUUGCACACGGGAUCUAGACAAUUAACUGAAAAAUGAUUCCCCGAACGGGUGUGGGCUAUGGGGUGGAGGUCUGAGGCAUGGCCUGGUUCUGGCCCCCCUUGGUGAACAACACCCAGUAGCCCUGAGAUGAUGAGUGGCCCUCCACCCUGGCACUCCUCUAAGUGAUGAAGACCCCUGCCAUCCUCCUCCUCAUCCUGUCUGUCCUGUGCAGAACUGUGCUUGUGUCAACGAAGUCGGUGAAGCACACAGUGGAGGAAUGGAACAAAUACAGGAGCGAGUGCCUGCUGAGAAUGAGCACGGACCCCACACCCCCAGGCUUAUUCUGCGGCCGCAUGUUUGACAUGUACGCCUGCUGGCCGGAGGGCAUCCCCAACACCACCGUUAAAGUGCCCUGCCCGUGGUACCUCCCCUGGUACAACCAAGUUCGUAAUGGAUAUGUGUUGCGGGAGUGUGGGCCUGAUGGCCAAUGGGCCAUUAACAACACCAGUAGCACCUGGAGGGACCACUCCCAGUGCAACGCAGACAAUAACCAGCAGGUGGCACAGGAGAACCAGAUGGUGAUCUUGGCCUACUUCCGGGUGAUGUACACUGUGGGCUACUCUCUGUCCCUGGCCAGCCUUUCCCUGGCCCUCAUCAUACUGCUCAUCUUCAGGAAACUAAGGUGCACCAGGAACUAUAUCCACACCAAUCUGUUUGCGUCCUUCAUCCUGCGAGCCAUAUCCAUCCUCACCAGAGAUGCUGUUCUCACCAGGGACACCCCCGAGUUCAGAGACAACAGAGACGUGUCCAACGUCCUCAGUGAUCAGGCUCUCUCUGGCUGCCGUGUGGCCCAGGUGCUGAUGCAGUACUGUGUGGGGGCUAACUACUACUGGCUGCUGGUGGAAGGCCUGUACCUUCACAACCUGCUGGUGCUCAUGGUCUUCUCUGAGAACAGCUACUUCUGUGGAUACCUCUUCAUCGGCUGGGGAWCCCCAGUGUUAUUUGUGGUCCCCUGGAUUAUAGUGCGGUACCUGUAUGAGAACGCACGGUGCUGGGAGAUCAACGAGAACAUGGCGUACUGGUGGAUCAUCCGCACACCCAUCCUCCUGGCCAUUCUGGUCAACUUUUUCAUAUUUAUUCGGAUCAUACAGAUCCUUGUCUCCAAAUUAAAGGCGCGCCAAAUGAGGUACACAGAUUAUAAAUUCAGGUUGGCUAAGUCCACUCUGACCCUCAUCCCUCUCCUGGGCAUCCAUGAGGUUGUCUUUGCCGUGAUGUCAGAGGAACAGACUGAGGGCGUCCUCCGAAAUAUCAACCUCUUCUUUGAACUUUUCUUCAAUUCUUUCCAGGGUCUCCUGGUUGCCAUCCUGUACUGCUUCGUCAAUAAAGAGGUGCAGUCAGAGAUAAAGAAGAAGUGGCAGCGAUGGAAGCUGGGCAUGACCGUCCUGGACGACCUUCGCAACACCGGCAGCAACACGCCACAGGGGGGCACCGGCGGCGGGCAGUGCCACCACGACCCGCCCUGCCAGCCUGACUGUCCACAGGAGGAUACCCACAACCUCUCCUCGGACGCCUCCGCCUCGGGGCCGCAUGCCCACCCGCGCCCACACCACCACCCAGGGGCCAAGAAGGGCAAGGCCUACUGCUACAUUUCCGCCCGCAAGCAGGUGCUGAACGGCCUUGAUGGAACUCCGCUGGGCAACGGGGGAGGAGAAGGAGCCAUCAAAUACUCUGAGAGCUACUGCUGAGUGGCCCUGUUGGGGGCUAACGAGGGCUAACGAGGGCUAACGAGUAGCUGGCUACCUUUGUAAUUUCUAGUGGAAGGAAUCCGAACCAGACUUAUCACCUGCUUCCGAUUCAGUUGUGUACUUCCAGAUCUAUGUGGCCUACUUGGUGUUUUCGUCGAACCCAUGUCUUAAUAAUGGUGUGAACAUGAUCCGGGACUCUUUGGAUGAUUGCCAGAAUGCCUUUUCUGCACUGUGUGUUGUGACUCCUAGAGGCUUCCAGUGGCAGAUAAGAUGACCCAUCCCAAGUGAAAUAUCGCCUCAAUCGACCCAGAUGUUGAGGAAAGCUACUUAAAUUAGGAAAUGAACACCGUCCAACCCUUAUCUGCUCAGAUUUGACUGUUUUGGGGGGUUUGCCUCUUUGUUCUCUACCUCUCGCUCUACUUGUGGACAAAGUGGAAAAGUUAUGUGCCAACCGUGGACCGUCUUUUCAUGUGCAAUGGAUAUUAUAACAAUAGUGUGUUUUAUAUGUUGGUAUUGGAAAAAGUCUCUGUGAGGGACUUAGAAAAGGCAAGAGGUGAGCAAACCAAUAUUGUCUUCCCCAGUGAGUUAGCCACACACACACACACACACACUAUGGUUUCCCUAGGCAACGCUGUGUUUUGAAUUCCUCUCACCCAACCGUUGAAAACCUCUCAUGCCCCUUGCUCUCUAGCCAUACGUUUAUCGCAACCUUAUAGUCGUAGCUGAAUACAGUGAGCAAAGGAACCGCGCUCUUACGCAAUACCAAUAUCAUAGACCUCAAGGAAGGCACAUCACUUUCAUGGUGACGGCUGUGUGUGAGGCAUGACUCCUGCAAAAUGACUCGAGGCUGAGAAAGACAGGCACGUAAUCAGAAACAUCUAAGGAAGGUUCGAUCACAUGCACUAUAUAGAAGAUAACUAGCAAGAGAUGUAUUCUUCAAAUGGAGUCAGUGGGGGAAGGGGAGUUCCUUUACUGCGCUGUCUAAGGGGGUUGAAUGAUUUGUAAUGUCCUAUUAACAUAGUGAAAACUAUCACAGAAUGGAAGGUGACCAUAAUCCAGAGGUCUUUUAAGCGCUGUAUCUAUACGCCACAGGAGGUUGGUGGCACCUUAAUUGGGGAGGACAGGCUCAUGGUAAUGGUUGGAGUGGAAUAGGC
Salvelinus sp. IW2-2015 is the source of this 3050-nucleotide messenger RNA. RefSeq names its product glucagon receptor. The record is from RefSeq and is a predicted model, not a curated record. Gene Ontology annotation, cellular component: plasma membrane. NCBI's taxonomy places the organism in Eukaryota, Metazoa, Chordata, Actinopteri, Salmoniformes, Salmonidae. Gene Ontology annotation, molecular function: G protein-coupled peptide receptor activity; peptide hormone binding; gastric inhibitory peptide receptor activity. Gene Ontology annotation, biological process: adenylate cyclase-modulating G protein-coupled receptor signaling pathway; cell surface receptor signaling pathway.